CGUUCUGUGGGAAUGUUCUUCGUGGAUGGUGCAUUACCCCGAGUGUUUCUUGUGGAUAGUGCAUCAGUCAGAGGAUUCAUGGUACGUUGUGAAGUACGUUAGCCCCUGUCUGUUGGGUCUUUGUGUUCCGAUAUCAUUGUGUUCUACUUUUUUGCGUUGGUCGAGCGACACGGGUGGUGGCUGCGGUGCUGCGGUGCUGUGGUGCUCCCCACCCUUGCUCACUUCACCUUUUUGACCUGUUCUCCUGGUCCAAGGUCUCAACAAUAAAACAUCUUUUCCCCAGAAGCCACGAGGUUACCAACACGCUAUAGCGAGACCAGUCGACUGCUGCUUGUCCCCUCGGACUGUACGUCAAGACUGAACGGAGGAAGAUUGAUCACCUUGCUUUGUGAUGUGUGGGCCGGCUGGGGAUCAUGUGGAUGACCCACCUCCGGGUGAUUCGCAGGAUGUUAUUGGUGGUGGAGUCCUCUGUUCCAGUAGCUGCUGCACCCGGAAGCGGCGGAACAGAGUACGCUGGUGCGCAUCAAUCGGAUGUCACUGGCAGGACUGCGGGAGGACUGCGGGAGGCUGCCAUCGCUUCUGCAGGCCAAGUCGGGUGGGCGAGGCCAGGAUUAGUCGGGCCGUGCUGCGAGAGGCGCAGCAGGUGCGGCGGGAUUUGCGCGUGGGUAGAGUCGGAGAGUCAGGAAGGGUUGGAUGAAGAGUUGGUUGAGUCGGGAGGGCAGGAGGUAGAAUCGGAGUCAUUUUCCCCUCUACGCACGUUCCAUCCAAUCGUCGUGCGCGGCGUGAGCUUGCUAGUUACAACACUGCUGCGAAUGAGAAUGUUGAAGUCAGAGAAGGCAGAACCCGUGCGCAAACUCGGGCCGUAAACCAGCAGAGCGUAUCCGGUCUCAUGGCCAAUCUAGGAC
This is a messenger RNA of Ectocarpus sp. CCAP 1310/34, 905 nucleotides long. The record is from the annotation of a GenBank genome assembly. Lineage: Eukaryota; Phaeophyceae; Ectocarpales; Ectocarpaceae.